Aureobasidium subglaciale EXF-2481 is the source of this 996-nucleotide messenger RNA. RefSeq lists its product as uncharacterized. The transcript has 2 exons. Bases 1 to 996 code for a protein of 331 amino acids. The record is from RefSeq and is a predicted model, not a curated record. Lineage: Eukaryota; Fungi; Ascomycota; Dothideomycetes; Dothideales; Saccotheciaceae.
AUGUCAUCGCGCCGCCCUUCCCACGGAGGCGAUGGUGCCUCAGCUGUCAUCAACACAACAGAUGCAAACCUGCCCAUGCGCCAUGCUCGUCCCUUGACUGCUGCUGAGCUGCACCUGGAGCUCGAGAAGGAGCAAGAAGCUGUCGUCAAUCGUCUCACACGCGAACUCUCUGCUCUUCGCGCCCAACAUUCGGCCUCUGUUGCCAGCAAUGCCUCGCACACAAGCUCCAACCAGGCUCCAGACACCGGUCUCUCACACCCGACACCCACACGUCAACAUCGUUCAUCGUCAAAUGCUUCCAAUCGCAGCCUUAGCAAUGCUUCGACCAGCGGCAGCCACGUACACAUGCACCAUCCUCAACCCACGGCCCCGCUAGCUGGUGUCUCCCAAGCCUCAUUCGACCGCGCUUCCCACCACGCUGCUCCUACUACUUCUACAACCAACCCCUCCAUCAGCCGCAACCCUUCUAUCCGCAGCACAUCAGGCCACUCGACGCCAGCCCUGACAUCUGCUUCCGCCGCUUCCCUCCCCCACCGCCCCAGUCUGUCACAAACCGCCAGUGCCAUCUCCACAGCCGGCUCUUUCGCCCUCGGUCCCGUCUCGCCCUACACAUCCUCAUCCAGCACCGCCGAAAUCGCCUCUUCCCGCGCAGAACUCGACCUCGUCAAGCAAGAAAACGAAGCCCUCCGUCAGAAAGUAAAGGCUCUUGAACGCGCCCUCCGCGGUCGUAGAAACAGCAUAACCUCUGAAGCUUCCGUCAACACGAACAAUCCCAACCCUCGCGUUGAAGCAGGCGUCUCGCGUCCCAGUGUCAGUGCGUGGGCUGCAAAUAUGGCUGGUAUGACUGGAAGUGGAGGUACUAGUGUUACUGGACCAAGGGAUAGAAGUGAAAGUCAAAGCACUACCACCUCGUCAAGAAGACCCGAAGGACUUGAAAGAGAGGACUCUAUCAGGGUUGGAGAGAGUGCCGCUAAUGUAGGCUUGGGUUUGAAGUAG